ACAGAAGAGGAUGCAUGAAAACACAGGCGCGCAGCCUCGCUCCUACGCAUCAGAGAACCUGGUCUGCUACGCUGUGCCUAGCGUUCGUCCAGUGAUAGACCGCGAGGAUGUAGCCUGGCCAGCUAUUCCAUUUCAAAGGCACCGAGCACAGCCAUGACCGUCCGGAUUCAGCAGGCGCAAGCGGAGGUAUGUGGGUGUCUCAGGAAGGCUGUGGACAUCCUGAGGAGACUGUGAGCGUCAAGGAAGACUGCGCUGGUGAGUAUACCUAGACUUGGGCGACACCAUCCAGCGUUAGAACUCCACAUCAUCACGACUUUACCUUUGAUACUCAUUGCCCACUUCGUCCCUUACACUCCAAGAAGACAUACUCUUCCAAGCAUGCCCCUUAAUGUAUACAACUCCGGAAUCGUCGCUGGCUGCCAAUGGGACCCAGAGGCGGUGCUCAAGCUUUCCCUCGACGGCCGCUGCAUUGGUUGGGCGCCCUCACGUGGUCGAAAGUGCCGCAUGCCUAUACGUCAAGACAACGUGCACAGGAUCGAAAUAUUGCUGGCUGAUGUGGCGAAGGAAGGGCCAGACCCUGAGCGACUCCGGCCAAAGUUUCAGCGCCUCGCUGAGCACGGCUUGUGUGUUCGUUUUCAUCAGUAUCAAGUCGACGAGAUGCUAGACCGUUGGAUGAAGCGAAUGUGGGAGGCUUUCCCAAGGCAUGAUCGUGUAGAAGAACGGAUCGACGCGACGUCGGAGCGGGUGAGGCAACGGCCUGGGUCUGCGAACGUUGUUGCGCCAUUGGAAACCGAGCUUGCCGCGCGUGCUGAAGUAGAGCAGAGCAUCGCUGUGUUGCAAGAGUCGCUUCGUGAUGCGAAUCGCCGCAUCGAGGAGCUUACGGCCCGUCAAGCUGCGAACGAAAGCAUGGCGCAGUUGGAGACCCGUCUUUCUCGUAUAACGACAUCGAACGAUCCGUCUUUGUCGUCUUCGCAGCCUACUAAUGUCCUCUCUAACCUGCGCACGCGAAGGGACAGAGCAACGAUUUGCCCUCUUCUCACCGCAGAAUCGGGUCGAGUGAGAAGCCCGACCACUGCAGGCGCGCGAUCGUCAUCAAGCACAUCGUCCAGCGAAUCGUCUAGCGACUCGUCAAGCGCGGCAUCGAGCGAGGCAUCGAGCCCGACCGUGUCAGGAGCACCACCACGCUCGACGCCCUCAACACUAGCACGAGCACGAGGAGUGCGCCGGCCAACAACGGCCGUCACAUGGCCUUCGUCCAGUGCGUCUUCCAGUGCGUCGUCUAGCGCCUCAUUGAGCACGUCAUCCAGCGUCGCAUCGAACCCCACUGUGCCGGAGGUAUCACCAAGCUCUACGCCGGCAGCAGCAACACCCCGAUGUACGCGCUCCCAUGCCCGGCGCCUACCCUUGGAUGAUGAAUGUCCCAUAUGCCAAGAAGGCGACCUUCUCUCCCAAUACGAAAGGUCGGAGGUUGUGUGGUGUAGAAAAACGUGCGGGAGGAGCCUUCACAGGACUUGCUUCGAGGAUUGGCGUAAGCAAUGCGUCAUCGACCACCGGGACUUCACGUGCCCUGUCUGCCGCGGCGAUUGGGAAGAGCGUUCAGUUUGCGACGCCUGUGAUGAGAUUCAGGUGUGUAGGCAGAAGAUCGAAGGCGAAUGUGCUAUCUGUUGCCAUGCCUUAAAGGGAGACGCGCCGGAGGACAGGGAAGACCUCGUGUGGUGUAAGGACUCGUGCGGACAAAGUGUCCAUCGAGAGUGCUUCGAUAGCUGGAAAGAGCAUUGCGAGGCUUUUAGAAGAUGCACGACGUGCGUGAAUUGCACGAGGUCGUGGCGUGAGGAGUGUGAUGGCUAGGGAGCAAGGAAUGUGCGAGCGCGAAGGUUUGGUCUUGCCUUCGGAAUUGGGUUCCGAUCGGAGCAAGCACCUCGCAUCUUCAUCUGAUAGGCAUACCUCGCGCCUACCCCAACCGUGUAUCUUAGAGCUCGAAUCGAAGCGGAUGUCUCAGCCGGGCAGUCGCCAACCUUGAGAAACCAGCGCUCCUGCAGCUCCAUAGCUAACAUCCACGUACU
Messenger RNA from Alternaria rosae, 2063 nucleotides. RefSeq lists its product as uncharacterized. Gene Ontology annotation, molecular function: ubiquitin protein ligase activity. NCBI's taxonomy places the organism in Eukaryota, Fungi, Ascomycota, Dothideomycetes, Pleosporales, Pleosporaceae. The coding region runs from base 379 to 1848 and encodes 489 amino acids. The record is from RefSeq and is a predicted model, not a curated record. The transcript has 2 exons.